Molecule: messenger RNA, 1005 nt
Organism: Microtus oregoni (creeping vole)
Lineage: Eukaryota; Metazoa; Chordata; Mammalia; Rodentia; Cricetidae
Gene: Cd226
Product: CD226 molecule
Exons: 6
Coding region: 4-1005 (333 amino acids)
Biological process (GO): positive regulation of T cell receptor signaling pathway; positive regulation of natural killer cell mediated cytotoxicity directed against tumor cell target; positive regulation of mast cell activation
Cellular component (GO): external side of plasma membrane
Source: RefSeq, a predicted model, not a curated record
GAGAUGGCUUGCAUUACUUUGCUUUUGGCUAUUCUUCAUGUGCACAAAGCACUGUGUGAAGUGAUCUUUUGGGACACAGCUGUUCAACUCUCUAAGACCAUGACUCUGGAAUGUGUGUAUCCAUUGAUGGACAACUUAACCCAGGUUGAAUGGACCAAGAUCAAUGGCACAGAGACUGUGAACAUAGCUGUUUACAACCCAAACCAUCCUAUGCAUAUAGAUCACAACUACUUCCAUAGAGUGCACUUUCUGAAUGCAACAUUGGAGUUCCGCAAUAUGAGUCUUUCCUUUUACAAUGCCUCUGAAGCAGACAUUGGCAUCUACUCCUGCUUGUUUCAUUCUUUCCCAGGAGGACCUUGGGAAAAGAAGAUAAAGGUGGUCCAGUCAGAUAGUUUUGAAAUAACUGCACCCUCAAAUGGCUACCUGUCUGCAGAACCUGGACAAAAUGUCACACUCAGUUGCCAGCUUCCAAAUAACUGGCCAGUGCAACAAGUAAUGUGGGAAAAAGUCCAGCCCCAUCAGGUAGAUGUCUUAGCUUCCUGUAACCUAUCUCAAAGGAAAACUUACACAUCAAGGUACCUAAGAAAAACAUGGAGCAACUGCAGCCAGGGGAGCACACCGAGUGUCCUCAUCAUCCCCAAUGCCACGUCUGCUGACUCUGGACUUUACAGAUGCCGUUCUGAGGACAGCACAGGAGAACAGAAAACCUAUGUCAUAAGGCUGAUCAUAACUGAUGGUGGAGACAAUAAACAUUUUAUACUUCCCAUUGCUGGAGGAUCAGUUUCACUGUUGCUGGUUAUCCUAAUUAUAAUCACAAUUAUUUUUUAUAGCAGAAGGAGAAGGAGACAGGUGAGAACACCACUUAAAGAGCCCAGCGAUACACAGAGUAAGGUAGCUACCAACUGCAGAAGUCCCACGUCUCCCAUCCACUCUACAGAUGAUGAGAAAGAGGAUAUUUAUGUUAACUAUCCAACCUUCUCUCGAAGACCAAAACCAAGAUUCUAA